Messenger RNA from Etheostoma cragini (Arkansas darter), 794 nucleotides. It is a transcript of the gene dtd2, whose product is annotated as D-aminoacyl-tRNA deacylase 2. The transcript has 3 exons. Bases 157 to 657 code for a protein of 166 amino acids. Gene Ontology annotation, biological process: tRNA metabolic process. Gene Ontology annotation, molecular function: D-tyrosyl-tRNA(Tyr) deacylase activity. The record is from RefSeq and is a predicted model, not a curated record. NCBI's taxonomy places the organism in Eukaryota, Metazoa, Chordata, Actinopteri, Perciformes, Percidae. Gene Ontology annotation, cellular component: cytoplasm.
CGUUAACACGGAAGUGGGUUCUCUGUGUUCCCAUUCAUGACCAGACAUGGCUGUGCUGUUGGAGGUUACAGUUUUCAGAUUGGACCGCUUUCUUCCAUAGACCGAGCAGAGCCGAGGAGACUACUCACGCUUGUUCAUCCCGCAUAGGGCCGAGUGAUGACGGAGAAAGGUCGCCGCGGCCCCGCCGCCCGGGCGGUGCUCCAGCAGUGUCUGCGGGCCACACUGCAGGUGGAACCCGCAGAGGAACACUCCGAGGCCCGGUUCGUCCAGAUUGACAGAGGAAUGGUGAUCUACGUCUGUUUCUUUAAAGGCGCCACAGACGACAUCCUGCCCAAGAUGGUGUCCACGCUGUUAAACCUGCGGCUGUGUGAGUCCGACUCGGGGAAGAUGGUGUCGGUGUUGGAGCUCCCCGGCAGCCUGCUGAUCGUCCCCCAGGCCACGCUGGGCGGGAGGGCCAAAGGCCGGGCCAUGCAGUACCACGACAACAUCAGCAAAGAGGACGGCCUGCGGCUCUACGCCGCCUUGGUUUCUCUGUGCGAGAAGGAGCUGACGGCCGCUGCUUCCGCUGACGUGACGGUGAAACACGGGACGUACGGAAACAGACAAGUGCUGAAACUCGACACCAACGGACCAUACACACAUCUGAUGGACUUUUAAUCAAUGAAGCUUUACUACAUGGAGGUCCAAAAUGUCUCUUGGUAUUGUCCAAAUAUCUACCAACAAGGUUGUUUUUUUUUUCCCUCCUGGCCGGCAGAAUUAUUUUUUGUACAAACAGAAUGAGAGAACUCAUUUCC